AUGCUCUCAACCAAAAAUGUGCGCCAGUUCGUGGUUCGGCAUGUGCAGUGGGUGGUGGAGAACCCGCGUGCGCUGGUGGACACAUUCAAGCAGAAAAGAGUCAAGGCGAUCAUUGAGCAAGUGCGCGAUGGCUCAACACUUCGUGCUUUCCUACUUCCUGAUUUUUACUACGUCACGUUAAUGCUGUCGGGCGUUAAGGUAUAA
Messenger RNA from Gongylonema pulchrum, 204 nucleotides. Lineage: Eukaryota; Metazoa; Nematoda; Chromadorea; Rhabditida; Gongylonematidae. The record is from the annotation of a GenBank genome assembly.